Cimex lectularius (bed bug) is the source of this 2182-nucleotide messenger RNA. Its product is annotated as aurora kinase B-like. Gene Ontology annotation, molecular function: protein kinase activity; ATP binding. The record is from RefSeq and is a predicted model, not a curated record. Bases 222 to 1871 code for a protein of 549 amino acids. The transcript has 8 exons. Gene Ontology annotation, biological process: protein phosphorylation; mitotic spindle organization; regulation of cytokinesis. Gene Ontology annotation, cellular component: chromosome passenger complex; spindle midzone; spindle microtubule. Lineage: Eukaryota; Metazoa; Arthropoda; Insecta; Hemiptera; Cimicidae.
CCGCGGUUCCCUUUCCCCUUCUACCUUCACGUUUGAACAGGAGUUUCCGUUACCGGUCUCGGGUUUUUGGGGAACAGGAAUUUUUUUUUCUUAAACAGUUAUAUUUAUUUAUUCUCCCAUAUUUCAGUCUUUAUUCUAUUUAAAAAAAUUCCUAUCAGAAGACAUUUACUCUUUACGGAUCUUUCUACGAAUUCCUCAUUUGUAAACAGAAGAUCACAAAAAUGUCUGAAAAGGAAAAUAACCAGCCCUGUAGAUUAAGUAGACCUGCACAUCACAGGUGUACAAGUAGCUCUAAUGUCCCGAUUCAGCCAAAACGUCCACUCGUAAAAACGUCAAUCCCUGACAGUCGGUCGAGAUCCUCUACAAGAAAUGAGGCCAUUAAGGAUGUUAAGCAGAGGUCCAACAGUGUAACAAGGGUACCCUUAACUCAGAAUCUCAAGCCGAACGUUUCUUCAACUCAAGAGAAAGUCAGAGCCAGAUUGGAGAACCUUAAGGUGCAAAAUUUGAAGCCUAUGGAACAAUUUAAAUUUAGUUAUCUUAAGAAAUCUUCUGUACCGGCAAAUCCUACCAAACCAACUUCAGUCAAGAGGGAGCCGAUAAAAUCUGUUGUAAAUUCGGGUCUGGUCAAAUCUAGUUGCAGCCGGCCAGUCACAUCUGCAGCGCAGUCUACUACGGGUUUAAAUCGAAAAUGCAUUAGUACAACGAAUGGGAAGCCUCAAGAGAAAGUAAAAACUGUUCCGGCUGUAAAUGUGAAGAAACAAUUCUCUUUCUCUGACCCCAAAGUUGAUUCAAAGCAACCGGCAAAACGGAAGAUGGUACCUCUGCAAAACCCAAUGUCUGAUGUGCAAUCUGCUCAAGUUCAAUUGGCUGACCAAAGCAACCAUGUCGAGGCGCAAACAGAAAACGUAGAAACGGAAAAUCCCCAAGAGUUGGAAGAUUCAUGUAUAGUUGAAUCACUUCCUGAAGAUCUUCCAGAAAAACAGGUCAAACCAUCGGAAAACUCUGAAGAAUAUCUGGUUCAAACACCAAAACCUGAUGGAAAGCCAAAAGAAGAAGAUGAUGGAAACAAAAAGUGGGAUUUGAACCACUUUGAAAUUGGGCGAGCGUUAGGAAAAGGUAAAUUUGGUUGCGUUUACCUGGCAAGGGAGAAACAGUCACAAUACAUAAUAGCACUCAAAGUCAUUUUUAAGUCUCAAGUCAAACAGGCUAAACUAGAACACCAACUGAGGAGAGAAAUUGAGAUCCAAGCUCACCUGAGGCAUCCUAACAUCCUUAAACUUUAUGGCUACUUCCACGAUGCCAAACGGGUGUACCUUAUUUUAGAAUAUGCAAAGAUGGGUGAACUGUACAAAAUAUUAAUGGAGCAGCCUGAAAAAAGAUUUAAUGAAAAGCGGGCUGCAUUUAUAAUAAAACAAUUGGCCGACGCUUUAAUUUAUUGCCACAGCAAGAGUGUAAUACACCGUGACAUCAAACCUGAAAAUAUCUUGCUUGGGGCAGAAGGCCAACUUAAAAUUGCAGAUUUCGGUUGGAGUGUUCAUGCUCCAAACUCAAGGAGAGAAACUAUCUGUGGAACUCUAGACUAUCUUCCUCCGGAGAUGGUUAAAAAUCUGCAACAUGACUACACAGUUGAUCUGUGGAGCAGUGGCGUGCUGUGUUAUGAAAUCCUCUGUGGCAAACCACCAUUUGAAGCAAAAAGUUACAAAGAAACUUAUUACAAUAUAACUCAUGCGGUUUAUUCUUUUCCACCACAUGUUUCCAAUUUAGCCUGUGAUCUUAUUCGUAAAUUGCUUGUGAUUACGCCUCACCAGCGAUUGCAGCUCAAAGACCUUCUUCAACAUGAAUGGAUUUGCCAGAACGUCACAUCAGCGUAAAAAGAAUAGCCCAAAUCGAAAUGAUUAUAUUGCAAUUAUUUUACAACAUUUAUCAUAUGUAUAAUAUAUAUUUUAAGAUUGAUCAUAAUACUACAUUUGUGUUAAAUAAGUUAAAUUGAAUUAUAUAAAUGUAUUCUUCGAAUUUAGAAGGCAUUAGAAGAAUUGAAGACUUGGACUGCCAUUUUUAAGACUUUUUAUGACAAUUCAAUUUAAAAAAGAAAGAAAUUGUUUUUUAUACAAUAACAUGUUAUAUUUGUUAGUUAAUUGUUAGUUCGUAAUAUAAUUAUGAGUAAAAUUCGGUAAAGUUUUUA